Molecule: messenger RNA, 1659 nt
Organism: Eleginops maclovinus (Patagonian blennie)
Lineage: Eukaryota; Metazoa; Chordata; Actinopteri; Perciformes; Eleginopidae
Gene: tcap
Product: titin-cap (telethonin)
Exons: 2
Coding region: 398-862 (154 amino acids)
Biological process (GO): cardiac muscle contraction; detection of muscle stretch; skeletal muscle myosin thick filament assembly
Cellular component (GO): Z disc
Molecular function (GO): protein-macromolecule adaptor activity; titin Z domain binding; titin binding
Source: RefSeq, a predicted model, not a curated record
AACAGCUCAUCUAUAAAAGUCAUAGACAGACGUAAGCCCAGCCAGACAGAUCACAAAAAGAGAGGACAGGAGCCAGGAGAUACAGCCAGCGGGAGCAUCACUGAGCAGAACAACCUCAUCACAGACACAGAAAACACAUCAACAAAACCUGUUGGAGACGAAACAUCUGACACAGAUCUUACAGCAGAGACGAUGCCUUUCUGUACCGUCCUUGAGAAGCAAAACGGUGUGAUGGUGGGAGCGGAGCUGGCCUGCAGCGUACGGGAAGAGAACAAGGCUAAUAGGGAGAGCUACAGCGCUGACUGGCUCAGUAUCAGUCUCAAGACUCACCCUCAGGACAGGUGAGAGCUCACAGACUGAUCAGAAAACCUUUGCACGCCCCCUGAUCUCCCACUGAAUGAGAGUUGAAGAGUUUCUAUCCCUACUAUCAUUCCAAACUUUACCAUCAGAAAUAAAUUGCUUCUUGCUCAGGCAGACAAUGAACAUGAAUGACGACUCUCGUAGGGAGACUCUGUCCCGGCAAUGGCAGGCCCGCUCACUGACACAGAUCUGCCCCUCUGGUGUCUUCAGAGUGGGCACUGUGGAAAGUGGGGUGAGGGAGCACCAGCUGCUGCCGAAGAGAAAAUCCCUUCCCUUGCCCAUCUUCACCCCUGCAGAGCUGGGCAUCAGGCUUGGACGUGGAGCUCCACACACAGAAGAGGACCUGCUGCCCUUCUCCACCCCAGACGGAGCCUGUCCCAGCAAGAGGAGUGUGAACGAGAUCAUAAAAGACCUCCCCCCAGUCAAGCCUAACGCCAUGGAUUUCUUCAAAGGGCCCAGAGACCUGAGGCGCUCCCUGUCCAUAGAGGCCCAGAGAGGUUGAUAAAGAAAACGAGAAAGAGGGGAUGUUAGGGAAAGAUGAGAUGGAUGCUAAUUGGGAAAGAAUAGUCAAUGUGGUACGUGUUUUAGAAAUGAGCUUGAAAAAAAUAUAUAUAGUGAAAUCUCUCAUUAAAAGCUGUAGAUCUUUAGCACUAUCUGUGUUUCUUGGCGAGCACAGCACCAGUCAUCGUCUGAAUUAGGUGGUCAGUGGUAUUAGAGAUGGUGGUGAGGGCAUUGUGAUGGAGAGGCGGGGCGUGUGUUCUCAGCUGCUCCAUGGGCUGAUCUCUGCCUGUGCUUGCCAGCUGGCCUCAUAUCUGUUGAUCACUCAGUGAAAUUACUGUGACCCAACUAUUCCUUGACCAUGCAGCAUACCAUUGUUUUGCAUUGAAAAGGUAUAAUGAAAGUGUUCUUGGGGUCAUUAGAUUCAUGAAUCAUACCUAGUAGGUGAUAAAGGUAUGCAAUGACGCAGCAAGUGACAGAUGGAAAAUGACGUGCAUGAGAAAGAGGGAUAGUCAGAGGGGAAUGGGGAAGGGUGAGUAGUCGGGGUACAGGGUCUUCAUACAAUCUCUUGACAGUCUCUGAUCUAUGUGUAAAGUACAGAAUGCUCUGGCUGCAGUUGUACAUAUGUGUUUGUGUUUCUUGUUAGUUGAGUUUCAGAUAUUUAUAUCCUAUCUGAUACAAAGGUCACAUACUUUAUAAGCUGAGAAUGAUGGUGUUGUGAAUUCAUUUGCAAUCAUGUUGGAAUAUUUUUCCUAGAUCUUUAUAUUUUUCCUAAUAAAAGCGUCUCUAAAACUCACUAAA